AUGUUGAAGAAUAAACUCUAUGAUAGCGUGAAGACUUACUUGGACAAAUAUCUUUUCGGCUUCGAUAAGUCUCAGCUUGAAAUGUCAGUUCUCAAAGGAAACAUAAAUCUAAAUAACGUAAAUGUAAAGCCAAACAAAGCAAAUAAAUUUCUUUAAUCGAUGAUGGUGCCAUUCGCUUUGAAAGCUGGAACAAUAGGUAGACUUGAGUUAAAGGUUAGCAUACUGUAAAUGUGGAAUGGACCAGUAGAAAUAAUCAUAGAUGACUUAUUUAUUAUACUGGGCCCAAAUUAUUCAAUGGUCUCUCAUGAUGAUAGCUAUGUAGAAGAAGAUGAAUAGCACAUCUAGGACCCAUAUGACAGCAGUAACAUGUUUAACAUAUUUGAGCACUAACUUAAGCUUCGCAAAAAGGACAAGGAUGAAUUACUUAUAAAAAAUCAGUAACUAAAACGUUAAAAUACUCAGGAGUAGAAUCAAUCAGAGAAGUAGACAUUCGAUUUUGUGAAGAAUAUGAAGCUACUGAUCAAUAAAGUGCAUAUAAGAUACGAGGAUGAUGUAUUUAAUGGAGAAUUUCCAUUUUCUUGUGGCAUAGUUAUGGAUAAAUUAGUUUGGGAAUCUACUGACUAGAAAUGGAGGUUUGAAUCAUUGGGGUAAAAUAAACCAACUUAAUCUAAAUCAAAUAAUGAUCCACUUAGCAUGCUUAAAAACUGUAUCAUUGAAAAUUUCAGAGUGUAUUGGAAUUGUAUGAGUGAAAUGUACAUACCAACAAGUUUAUGGGAAUCUACAAGACACUUAAAAUACCAAAUAUUUGAAGCUAUGGAAGUUUCAGAUCUAAGAGGAUUUUUACUAUAACCCUUCAAUCCAGGAAAGCAAAACUAGUUCCAAUACUUGAUAAGCCCAACAAAUAUCACCAAUCAGAUUAGCUAUUAUAAAAGUGAGGAUAAGUAGAAUGAAAAUACGCAGAUUUCUUUGAUAUUUACACCAUUCGAGAUAAAUGUAACCCCAAGAAUGGUAGAGGACAUGAAUAAUUUAGUCGAGUUGUGCUAAAAUUAUUUCCUAUCAAGAGAUCUAAAGCAAUAUAGACCUCAUAGGAAACCAAUUACCAGUGUUCCUGAACAUUUGAAAAAUAAUCCUGUCAUUCAAAGAAAAAGAAAACUCUUUGUAAGAGAUUGGUUUUUCUAUGUAGUCUGGUUCGUAAGAUUAAAAAGGAUUUUGAGAAAUAUGUAUUCUACUGAACUUUUAUAAUAAGAGCUUGAGGGGAAUUCAAAAUACUCAGAAAUCUUGAAAAUUCUUGAAAAUCCAAAUUCUCAAAUAUCAGACUUAAAACGUGAUUUCACCAAGAAAUCAGAGUAGUCUCUUCAAGAUAAAUCGAAAUUUUAGCGUGUGAUGAAUCUGAGAUGCUAAGCAAUUAAGUUAAAUCUCUAUACAAAAAAUAUCUAUGAGACCACUCACCCUAAAUUUCAGAUAGAGACUAGUUAAUUUUCAUUUGAAACUUACCAAAACAAUGAACACUAGAAUAUUAAAAAUUUUAGUGGAUAGAUGGGAGAGCUUUCUAUAUCUGUAUUGACUUAGAAAAAUAAGAGGGAUUACAGGUAGACCAAAUAGUCAAUAUUAGGUUCUAGCAAUCAUGAUCAAGAAAAUACUCAGGCAGUAUCUUCAUUUAUCUCUGGAAAUAAUAAAACACCAUAUAAAAACUAGGAACAGAUAGGCAGACAAAAUAAUUUUCCUCCAAAUGUUAUUUAAUAGAAUAAAAAUUAGUUCAAGCCCAAUAAUUAACUCAAUGCUCAUUAAAUGAGAACAAACUUACAAUCCCCACCAUCAAAUCAUUAGCCUCAUCACAUUCCCUAAUCAAGCUCAAAUCCAAUGGUUUCGCCAUAGCAAAAGUCAAUAUAAGAGGAAGGCAAAUCUUUAUUCGGGGCUGUACUUUCUAAAGUGUUUGGCUUUGGCAGUACUCCUGACACUGUCGAGAAAAAGCAGCCUGAACUUACAUCAAGAAAAAGUGAUAACAUCUAUGAACAGCAGACAAAUAGAUUUAAUGAUCAGUACUAUCAGUAAAGUAACAGCAAUAAUAAUUCAUCGAUUCUCAAAUAAAAAUCCUAGAGAGACUUCUAGUAGGCUUACAAUCCUUUAGGAUAUGGCUAGAUGCCAAAUUAGUAGCCAAACUCGACAAAUAAUAAAAAUAUGCUCAAUUCAUCAAGACAAGGCUCAGGGAUGAUUCAUGAAAACAAGGUGAAUUCAGCUACAAAGCCUCCAUAGAUAGACUUGAAUGAAUUAAAGAACGAUCCAAUUCAUCAAUUCUUGAUGAGUGAUCUUAGCAUCAAAGAUCUUAAGUCAAACAUGGACAAUAUGAAUCAAGUUAAGGCUUAAAGAGUCUAAUCUUCAGGUGGGAUAAAUCAAAAUUCUUAAAGAGGCUAUCUAUAAUAGCAAAGUACGCCUUAAUAAUUAACAAAGUUGCUUGGAAACAAUGGAACUAAUAAUCAGUAUUAGAACAAUCAGAUGUACAAGGGUCUAAGAGACUAUGCUGGUAAAAGCUAGUCUUAGAACAAUAUUCCAAUACCUUAAAACAAAAAGUAGCCUUCAAGUGAUAAAAGAGAAAUAGAUCAAAGUGUAAUGCUAGCUAACAGCGAGAUCUACAAAGAACUCUCGACAACUGAAGUGAUUGUAAAGCAAAAAGUGUUCACUCUACAAGCUAUUCAAAAUGAAAACAAUGUAUCUGUUUACUUUAGCAGAAGUAAGACUAUCCCUGAAUCCACCAAAGAUAAAAGUGAAUACAGACUUGAAUGCUAGAUUGGAGCAACAAAUCUAUGCUAUUCAAAUGAAACUCUAGGCCAAUUCUUUGAUUUCAUCAUUGAAUAUCAAAAGCUAAAUGUUUUCAGAGACAUUCAGAUCAUUCAUUAAUUCUUCGAGACUUCUUAGAGAAGGUAAACCUCAGCUUAAAGAAGACUAGAACUCAUUAUGCCUUUCUAUAUUAUCAAGAAGUUGGUUUAAAACCACUAAACUGGCAAAAUCAAAGAUUUCUUAGCCUAGAAUAAUUAAGCUUAAAAGCAAAAAGCUCUAAGUCAAUGGGAAUAAAAGCUAAACACUAUAGAUGAUCAAUUCAGAAACUUUUUCUUUGACAUAUCCUUUCAAGUAGCUCAGUCCAGCAUUCAGCUUUUUAAUGAUAAUGAUCAGCAGUUUUGCAAAUUUAGUACUCCAAAUGUUAUCCAAGGUUAGGCUUACAAGUAAAAUCAUGAAUGUGGUUUCGAUAUCUUGGGAUUUAGCUUCUAGGGAUGUAAUAGCUUGAAUAUCCUCUCGAAUUUCUUUCAUAACUUAUUCAAUCACGUAAAUAUGAUGAAGCAGCAUCCUGCUAUAUCCAGGGGUGUAGAUUUCUACGAGAAUUUGCAUAAAAAUCUUAAGGAAAAGUAGUAGCGAAAUAGAAAAGUCGAAACCGACCCUAACUAAAGAGAGAAAACUUUCAAUCAGAGGAAAAGUAGCCAGAUGAAUAAGCAAGGCAGCUAGACUAAACUAAUUAAGUAUAAGCAGGGACCUAAAGCAGGGAACGAUGAAAAUAAGAAUUUCAUAAAGAUUGAAAAUGAUCAAAUGGAUCCUACCACUAGUAAAGUCAGAGGAGGAAGCGAAGAUAGCAUUCUGCAAGAUUUCAGUAAUACUCCAGAUCAACUGAUAUUCUUUAACAGAGGAGCAUAAGGUGCAUAGGCUAAAAAUGGUGGACUAAAGUAAAAUCUGCAACUAAAUUAGAAGACCACAUCUGUGAUUCAAAAUUACAAUGGAAACAGUGCUGAUACGAUCAAGGUAGUGCCAAGAAUUGACUAAGACCCAGUCUACUUGCAAACUGAGGAGUAUGAUGAAGAUGAAGGGGAUGAGGGAGAACCAGUAGUGAUCAAUGAUUUAGAUAACUUGGAUGAUGAUUUAAAUCAUCCUCAAAUGAGAUAUCCAAAUGCUCUCAAUCUAUCUAGCAAAAAUACUAUACAUAUUGAGCAAAGUCAUAAAGGUAUUGGUCAUAAUUCACUUCAGCCAAUGCAGAGUAACUAUUCUACCACUAAGUCGAAAACUGAUAAUCAUUAGUCUUACAAUCAACCCUCAACAAUAUCAACCACAAAAGGUGCUAUUCCAACAAACCAAAUAAGAGAAAUGAAUAACGUAUAGCCUGGACAUUUCAUCAACAAUAAUAAUAACAACCACCAUCACUCAAUGAAUCAGAAAGAAUCACUAAAAACUCAUCAUCUAAACCAGCAGAGCCACUAACAGCAAUAAAAAAAAGGUAUGCCCGGUUAAAUGUUCAGUGCAGGAAUAAUGAAGAAUGAUUCACACAAUAACCCAACAACCAAUUAGUUCUCAUCAACUGGAAAUUCAACAAAGAGCAUGAUGAACACCGGAGGAAGUACCGUAAAUACAACAAGCACACCUGCCUUUAUGGGUAUGGUGGGAAGACCUAUGAAGACUAUGAAUCAGAUACCUAGUAAACAGACCAUAUCUCACGGAUAAUAAGUCCAUGCUAAUAAACCAGGUUUUGGCUAGGGCCAGGUGUCUAUAAAUAACCAUAUGUAGCUGAGAUAAAGAUGA
This is a messenger RNA of Stylonychia lemnae, 4557 nucleotides long. The record is from the annotation of a GenBank genome assembly. NCBI's taxonomy places the organism in Eukaryota, Ciliophora, Spirotrichea, Sporadotrichida, Oxytrichidae.